AUGUUCGCGUCACGUUCGUGCGUCGCAAGCGUCGCGCUCUCGGGAUCCGGGGCUCCGAUCCCUCCGACAAACAACACGUUCGAUUCCUCCGACGACGGUAUCAGCGCCACACCUCAGAGACGUUGAGCUUAUUUCGCUGCAGAUGUCGACAUCUAUUGCGUUGAUUUGGUGCAAAGUGGUUGCCUUGCGCUUAUGAUCACGCCGCGGACGCUCUCAAGCUGUGACCCUUUGUUUAUGAGAUGACCGCAUCAUUGCAGGCUGAAGGCCGUCCAACCCACCCCUUCGUUACGGCCACUUUAGAGCCUCUUUUGAGGACGCGGGUUGGUACGCCGCCACAUGAGCUCACGGUCAGUCGCAAUGACGAGAUCUUGUACGUGAGGCUAUGACGCGCUCACACAUGCGUGACCGUACAUAAACAGUGCCUCCUCGUUUUCUAUAAGAUCCAUCCAUUCAUCAUGUCUUCUGCAGCACUCAAAUUCCGCGCUUCCUCAAGAGUUAUCGUUCGAACAUCACCGAUUCUACGCAACUCUAUCAGAAUGUCUUCCACCAACAGCUACGGACAGGGCAAGUCCCACGCCACCGGCGAAUCCGCAGUACCCGGAAAGAUUCAGGAGCAGGCUCCCUCUGCUCUCGAGGAGGCUCUGCCCGACUCCGUUCACCCAACUGGCGGCAAGGCUGAUCAGUCCACCUCCCAGACCCACGCAAAGGAUGGCGGUGACGCCUCUAUUGUCCCCAAGAAGAUCCAGGAGAUUCUUCCUGAGUCUGUUGAGCGCGCUGUUCCCAACGCGAUCCACGACACUGGCGACAAAUAAACGUUUUGCUUUCACAGUAUGAGCGAAAGGUGCUUUAUCGCAGCAUCAUAAUUAUGUACUACAUUGAAUUGAACAACGUUAA
Molecule: messenger RNA, 894 nt
Organism: Boeremia exigua
Lineage: Eukaryota; Fungi; Ascomycota; Dothideomycetes; Pleosporales; Didymellaceae
Exons: 2
Coding region: 456-812 (118 amino acids)
Source: RefSeq, a predicted model, not a curated record